AGCUGCCUCUCAAGACAGAAAGACAGACUUCCCAACUAAGGAUAUAACAGCGCAGCGGACGGGACAGCACCCUCCCAACGCCCCCCCCAUUGUUUCUCCGGAGCGUAGACCUUCACGGUUGAGCUUCCCAAGAUGGACCUACGGGUGACAAGUGUUCUCCUCGUCCUCCUAGCUUUGGCUGAAGCGACCCGUGAGAAGUACUACCAUGUGCCAAAAAUGACCAAGUCUGCCCAACCGGUGAAGGGCCAAGCCGUUGUAGGCCACCCAGGUCCUCCAGGUCCUCCAGGUGAGCCAGGACCAAUGGGGCCAUACGGACCUCCUGGAAAGAGUGGUGUAGGACAUACUGGACAACAAGGCCCUCCAGGUCCUCCUGGACCCCCUGGCUACUCUCAACCUGGUAAACCUGGUUCACCAGGUGGCUAUGGAAAAUCAGGCAGCCCUGGCAUCCCUGGUCAGAAAGGGGAACCUGGCGCAACUGGACCAAUGGGUGCCAGAGGUGCACCUGGUCCACAUGGAACACCUGGACCUGCUGGACUUUCUUCAAGUGGAAAACCUGGACCAGCUGGCUACCCUGGGGCAGUGGGACAAAGAGGUGAGCCUGGUUUGAAGGGACAUCCUGGUGUUCCCGGUCUUCCUGGAUCCAAAGGAGACAGAGGCAUUGGAGUUUCUGGGGCUCAAGGAGCGCCAGGUGGAGUUGGACCAAUGGGCCCACCUGGAAUGCCUGGCAAAUCUGGAGCUGGUAUACCUGGUGCAACUGGCUAUCCUGGAGAACCUGGCAAGGGUGGUGUGCCAGGAAGAGAUGGCUCUCCUGGGGCAAUGGGUUUGCCAGGACCAAAGGGUCACACAGGCGCUCCAGGUAUUGGAGCAUCAGGGAAACCUGGCCAGAAUGGUAGCCCAGGUAUGCCUGGACCUAUGGGUUCUAAAGGUCCACAAGGUCCAGCUGGUCAACCAGGCUCACCUGGCAUGCCAGGUGUUGGCCAGACAGGUGCAACUGGACUACCAGGUAGCAGAGGUUCCCCCGGUACUCCAGGAACAACUGGUCAGAAAGGAGAGCCAGGCCCGACUGGCUAUACUGGUCAGACAGGUGCUCUAGGUCCUAUAGGCCCAGCUGGUCCACAGGGUGCGAGGGGAUUCCCGGGUGAGGGAGGCCCCCAAGGAUCCAAAGGCGACACUGGUAUGGUAGGUGCACCAGGCCCGAGAGGAACCAAGGGUGACCAGGGUGCCCAAGGUUUCACUGGAAAGCCAGGUUCUACAGGGGAAGUAGGUCCGCAAGGACUCCCAGGGCAUACUGGUCCUCAAGGCCAAAAGGGUGUACAAGGCCAUAAUGGUCCCCCAGGGAUUCCAGGUGCAAAUGGUGCUCCUGGACUAAAAGGACACCCAGGCCCCUCAGGAGGACAAGGAAAAAGUGGUGAGAACGGAAGACCAGGAUCUAUGGGACCAGUCGGGCCCCCUGGUCCAUCAGGUCCCACUGGGGCUAAGGGCCAUCCGGGUUUCCCAGGCCCACCUGGCCCUGCUGGCAUAACAGCUAAGGGAAUUUCUGGUCCUCGGGGUCCCCCUGGAACUCCCGGUCCCAGAGGUCAAGAUGGUUACCCAGGCCCUGCAGGUCCUCCUGGUGCUCCUGGCCCACCAGGCGAGAUGGUCUACCACAAUGAGAAGAGCAUGCCAAUGAAGUCCCACGACAUUGGGAUGUCUCAUGAAAUGGUGAAAGCCCCCAUGUCCGCCUUCAGUGCUGUGCUGACCAUAGCCUACCCCCAAGCUGCAACCCCUAUUCCGUUCAACCAGGUUGUGUACAAUGGGGAGAACCACUACGAUGCCCACAGUGGUGUGUUCACCUGCCAGGUCCCAGGCCUCUACUAUUUCAGCUACCAUAUGCACGUCAAUGGUGCCAAUGCACUAGUCGCCCUCUACAAAAACGAGGAGCCAGUUAUGUUCACCUAUGAUGAGUACAACAAAGGCUUCCUGGAUCAGAUGUCAGGCAGUACUGUUCUUAUGUUGAAUGCUGGUGACAGAGUCUAUAUCCAGGUCCCCGAUGAGGACAGUAAUGGUAUAUUUGCAGCAGAGAAUGUUCAUUGCGCAUUCUCUGGGUUCUUGAUUGCCUCAACGUGAUUCUGCUAAAACAAGUAAAACCUCAAAACCUUACAACCCUUGAACUACUUCUAAAUUCCAAAUCAAGAUGGUAGGUUAAAAAUAAAUAAAA
Pungitius pungitius (ninespine stickleback) is the source of this 2197-nucleotide messenger RNA. It is a transcript of the gene col10a1b, whose product is annotated as collagen, type X, alpha 1b. Lineage: Eukaryota; Metazoa; Chordata; Actinopteri; Perciformes; Gasterosteidae. The transcript has 3 exons. The record is from RefSeq and is a predicted model, not a curated record. The coding region runs from base 133 to 2106 and encodes 657 amino acids. Gene Ontology annotation, molecular function: protein binding.